Molecule: messenger RNA, 6567 nt
Organism: Hypanus sabinus (Atlantic stingray)
Lineage: Eukaryota; Metazoa; Chordata; Chondrichthyes; Myliobatiformes; Dasyatidae
Product: retinitis pigmentosa 1-like 1 protein
Exons: 3
Coding region: 1-6567 (2188 amino acids)
Biological process (GO): retina development in camera-type eye; photoreceptor cell development; intracellular signal transduction
Cellular component (GO): axoneme
Source: RefSeq, a predicted model, not a curated record
AUGAACCAGGCUUCUGUAACCUCUACCAUUUAUCCCUUCAACUUCGAACAUUCUUUGCCUUCAGUUUCCAAGGCCACUAAACUGACCGAGGUAACUCCAGCUAAGAAGAUAACCUUCUUCAAAAGUGGUGACCCACAGUUCUCUGGAGUAAAAAUGGCCAUAAACAAAAGGACAUUCAAGACCUUUGAUGCCCUCUUGGAUGAUCUCACCAAGAAGGUAUCACUUCCAUUUGGUGUGCGUACGGUGACAACCCCUCAUGGCGUUCACAACAUCAACUCUUUGGAGCAGUUGGAAGAUGGAGGCACAUACCUAUGUUCUGAUAGAAGACACAUCAAACCAAUCCAUGUGAAUGCAUCAGGAAGAAAGUCAAUUGCACGACAGAGCAAUAACCCAACUAGUGAGCAUCAAUAUAUUGCACAGAGGGCAAGACAGGAAGAACAACAGAUGCAUCGUGUUCAAACAGCACAUAAAAAGAUAACACUUAUUAAAAAUGGGAAUGUUGGCAUCCAUUAUUCAAUUGUUCUGAACAAAAGAAAUUUACAUAACUUCAAAAUUUUCCUGGAAGAAAUUUCUGAACUCAUGCAGUAUAAUGUGACCAAACUUUACACAAUGGAUGGAAGGAGUGUUGGCACAUUGCAGGGUCUUCUUCAAAGCCCUAAUGUGCUGGUGUGUGUUGGACAUGAAGCGUUCAAACCAAUUGUUUAUGAUGAUAUCAAAAGAUCAGCAGAAAAAUGGCCAGGUCUGUCAAGGAGAUCACAGACCAACAGCAAUAAUGAUUCAGCUGAUACCAAGAUAAACGAUAACUUUGGACUAGAAACCAAGAAAAGUAUAAUUCAUCCCAGAUCACCAUCUCAUUCAUCCAGAUACUCAUUAUCAUCUGAAAAAUUCUAUCACAACGCCUUGAACCUGUCGUCAGGUAACAAUGGCCAUGCUUCAUUUAUGGACUCACAGCCACGUGAGAAUAACCCCAAGCUUACGGAUUCUAUGAUAGAUGAUAACAUUGAGAAAAGAGUCCACAUGAACAAGGACGGCAGCCUUUCUGUGGAGAUGAAAGUUCGAUUUCGUUUGCUUAAUCGUGAAACCCUUCAGUGGUCCACGCAGAUCAGAAGAUCCAGUCUGGCAGGAAAAAACAUGAAUGAACGUUUGUGUUCAGUGGAAGAUUGUGCCACAGAAGAGACGGAUCAAAAGAACUGCUGUGAUCAAUCGUUUUAUCCAUGCCAGAGGGAUGACAUCUAUGUUUCAAACCAUAAUCGCGCAGAGCCUGAAGAACACCACUGUGAGAGCUGCUGCUACUGUUGUCAGGGGUACGAUAUUUGGAAAAAUCCAUCAUAUUCUGAGAAUAUUACUGAAGUGAACUCCAGAAAUGGCAGAUAUACUCAUUCCACUUAUUCAAGUGGAUCAUCAGGUCGACAUGUUGCGUAUAAAAGGGAAUCUGUAGAAAGCGUGCAAACAAUGUCAAGUGAGGAACAUACACAUUUUGUACAGCGGAUAGAAAGGCAUUCAGAGACUUUUGAAAAUGGAGAUGAGGGAGGAGAAUAUUGCUCUCUGAGUCACUGUAGUAGCCACACUGGUGGCUAUACACCUACUUCUAAAAGUGUAGGACAUCAUGAGAGUAGAGCAGCUGUUUCUAGGAGUCAAAGUGCAGCUGGUUACACCUCGUAUUGUUCUACAAACAACAGUUACCAAAAUUUAUGUGAUGAAGACACCUCCUGUGUCUCAGCAUGCAACUCCGUUUGUUCUUCAAAGGGAAGAACUGCAGUCAAAUUAACAGAGUCAGCAGAAAAUGGCAAGCUGGCAGCUUCAUUCACCGGUUCGGCAGAAGCCCCAGUUAAUUUAAAAGAUGCUGACAUUAAAGAAGGUGAUGAUAAACAAGAAAAUAACAGUUCUGAAUUAUUUCAUUGUGCAAAAUGCAAGAAAAAAAUUAAACAGGAGGACAAUUCAGAAGCAAAGUCUCAAAAUGCAUCUUCGAAUGGGUCAAAAUGUUCAAUUAAAGACUACAAAGAAUCAGUUGCAUCGAACUAUGAACACUCAAGCACCAAGUCCAGCAGCCCCACCCAAUUCAAUGGUAAAGUAAAUGGAACAAUUAAUAUUGGAGAUACAGAAGGAGGCAAAGCAGUUUCAGUCGUAUCCAGUUGCUCCAUUCACAGUGAUAACAUUUCAGAUAGGGAAAUAAAUGAGGACAAUAGGCCAGCAAGUGACAUUUCAUCAUCUUCAGCAAAAUCCAAACCAGGCAGCCACAGUGAGACAGAUCUAAAUGAAUUGGAAAGCCAUUCCACUCCUAAAGUCCACAGCAUUAAUUAUGACUCUCAUGAAAGACCAGUAAGCAACAGAACUUGCUCAUCUUCCAAAAAUAAACAGCUAACAAAUAUGGAUGCAGAAGAUGAUCCGAUUUCUUGUAGUUUAACUGCAUCACUUGGAUCAUUAACUGAUGGUAAAGACAAUAGCGUUUCAUGUUCAGAAGGCUUAAGUGGAAAAAGUACAACUUUCACUCAUUCUGCAUCAGGAAGCAAACGUGCAAAACGUAUUGUGAUAAAUUCUGAUGACAAACAUCAAAGAUCCUCCGAAUUGUUAGAUGACAGCCUUUCUGACAGCAGAAGUAAAGCAGAAAAGGCUGCCCCAGAGGAUGAUGGGAGUUCAUCCUUAUGUGUAUGUGACCAUCCAAAACCAAAUUUAAAAGCUGUUGAAGAUGGGAAAAUGAAUAAUGAGGAUAAAACACUCCCUUCUACACCAGAUUUCCAAGUAGAAUCCAAUAUACGAAUGGAGCAAGAGAGAAGUAAAUCAGCCAGCAGCAUUUGUUCUGGUAAUUCCAAGGCAUCUGGUAUUAAAGCUGCAGAAGAAAGCCAGGAACUACAGCAAGAACCGGAACAAAAAAGUAUUUCAAAAUUUCCAACUGGUUCGACGGUAGAAGUUUUGUGUUGUGAGGCAAAUGAAGAAGCAGCAACUAAAAUACACACAGGUGCAGAGAACGCUUCAGUUCAGAGUGUGCCUCGGUCUUCAGAAUCAAAGGGAAUGGCUUGUGGUAAAAGCACCCCGCAUUCAUUGACAGAACCAAGUCAGAAGUCCAAAAGGAGCUUGACUCCCGAUAAAUUAACAAAUAAAACAGGUUCUGCAUCCAGGCCAUCCACAUCAGGAGCUGGAUCGAUUAUAACCGAAGGGAGUGCCAGUGAAAACCUGCAGAAAGAAAAGAGCAUUAGAAGUGACCAUGACAGGAAGAGUGAAAAAGGCAGUGGUGAGCAAAAAUAUAAGCAUAAUAAUAACACUGAGAAAAAUAAAAAUAAAAAAUCUACUCAUGCUGUUAGAAAUUCAUGUGGAAAGAAUGAUCCUAUACCUGGUGUACUGCCGAGCCCAUCUCUUGAAGAGGUUGUUCACGAAUGGCUGAAAAAUAUUCCUUCAGAAAACAUGCUCUUAAAAUAUGAUAGCUCCAAGGAGUUUCAAGAUAAGUGUGAAAGAUCAGCUACAUGUGUGACAGGAGGAGAACAAGCUGAAGAGACCACAGGAACACUGGAAGAGAAAUCACAUGAAGAAUCUACUGUUAGCAAUUUUGAACUUAAAGAGGACAACAGUUCUGAGGUGUUAAGAUUGGAAUGCAGCAGUAAUCCAAAAACAGAAGAUAAAAUUUCAGUCCAACCUAAUGUCAAAGAUGUGGAUAUAUUGCAAUCUAAACCAGCUAGCUCUUGCUCUUCCAUUACUAAGCAGCCACAAGACAAUAUUUUAUCCAGUGGUGUGCAUUCCCCAGAUGAAGUUAUAAAGGGGUUUCUUUCUUUGAGACAGAGGGUAAAAUUAGAUAGGUCAAAUAGUCUGCCUGAUUUAAAUCCUGCACAUGAGAAAAAACUGAGCCAUUCAGCUAAAGCAUUAUUGAUGUGUCUUGUUGGCCUGCAGUUUUUUGACAAAGAUUCUUCAGAUUCUGCAAACAAGUUCAACAAUGUAGAUAGUUCUCCACAGAAAGAGCUUCUACACAUUCUGAAGUCACUCUGGUACACUGAUAUUACUAAGGAAGUUGAAGGAGAAGUCUCUCGAACUGCUGUAAAACAUUCAAAAACAUCUAAAGGCCAUAACUCAGCUGAUGAUAACAUAACACCUGUCUCUUCCUCUGGAGUGGAUGUCAAUAGUGGAUCUGGAGGUUCAGGAGAUAGUUGUGUCAGUGGAGCAAGGGAUGUCUCUCCAGUGGCAGAGAAGGAACAACACUUGAAAGUACAAAGCUGUGCAAGCAAGGCAGAUGACGCAUCAAAGCAAAAUAAACCUUGCUUAAUGACAAACUCAUUUGAAGAGGGCUUUGAGAUUUGUACUAAACCAAACAAGGAAAAGAAAGAAAACUCAAUAUCAUCCAUAGAUUCAGCAAUGACUAAUGCUUCCCAAAGGAAACCAAAGUUAAAACACCACAGGAAUGCAAAGAACAAGACAGAAGACGGUAAUGACAUUGAGAUUCGGUCUCCUUCAAGAAGCUCCAAAUUAUCACAGUCUGAUAUUGCACUGUCUAGUCCAGUUACUCCAGACAUAGCUUGCCGCGUCCAAUGGAAUAGUGUAGAGCAAAGUAGUGAUGAGGAUUUAGUUAGAAAUGUAGAAAACACAGCCACAGGCACACAGGACACAACCCAAAAUGCACAGGAACCACAUGUUCCGGGAGCGGAAGAAAUGAAGUUUUCUGUUAAGAACAGCUUUGACACAGAAGAAACAAUUCAUCAGAACAAAGCAGAAGACCACAAUGAGGCCAUUAGUGUAGCUAAUCUUGAAGGAAUGAAUAUUGCAGAGGAUAAAACAACAGAAAAUGUUGAUAGUACUGUUAAAAUAAAAGCAUCACAGGAAAUAAGAUCAGACCAUGCCGUGCAAGUAGUCAAAGAGGAGCAAAAGCUCAAAGCAAUAGAAAGGAAAUCAUCUGAUCCAGAUCCAGUCUGGUUGCUCAGACUACUGAAAAAAUUAGAAAAGCAGUUUAUUGCACAUUAUAUAGACGCAAUGAAUGACUUUAAGGUUAGGUGGAAUUUACAAGAUGAUCAAAGAUUAGAUCGCAUGAUUGAAGACUUAAGAGAAGAUGUCAGUCGAAGAAUCCAAGGAAGCAUUGACAGAGAGUUUAGAAAAGUCCAAGGUAGAGUGGGCAAGAAGAAGCCAGUGCCUCCUCAGGAACCACGGAGGUGUGAGUCAUCAGAGCAAACAGAACAAAGACGGAGACGGCUAAAAGCCAUGUACAAAAUGCAAACAUGUUCUCCGCAUUCUAAAGACUCUGACCACGAGCAGAGCACCAAUGAGAUUUCAUCUGUGGUAAGAGAUGAGGAUUUGAAUCUUCAUCCAACAGCAGGCAACAAAGUUAAUAUUCAAGGUCAAUGUCAAUCUUAUAAAUUCUGUACUUGUGAUACCUGCAAAGAAAAAUAUAAGGCCCCAAAGUCUGUAGCAAAUCCAACACAGAAAAAUACUUCCAUUUUCAAAAACUUUGAUCUGAAGGAAAUCCUUAUGAUGAAAAUGAAUAGCCCUAAUGAGCAAAUAACAAAACAAACUGUUACAGACAGAGCUGAUGAAUUGUUGAACCAAGAAAUUGAGAAAAAUGGUUGUAAUGAGGGAGAAACCUUAGAAGCUGUUCAAAAUAAUACAAACAAUGCAGAGGUGAAUGAGAAUCAAGAAAAUGCCAAUGUGAAUAAUACACUUGAAAAUCAAAAAUUAGAUACAAUAAUGGAUCAAAGAGAGGAAGUACCACCAAGCAGCAACCAUGAAUUAGGAGAGAAUUUGGAGGAUAUUGGUGAGAAGAUUAAACAAGUAGAUACAUGCAAUAAUGAUGAAGAAAAUAAAAGUGAAGGAGGAGAAUUACCAAAAGUAAUAUCAAUUGAUGGGCAAAAGAACAAUGAAGAUCAAGGAGAUGGGAUUUAUAAUAGUGAAAAUCUACAACAAUGUGACAAAGUGGAUCCCCAGUGUGAAGCUGAGGAUGCCGAGGAUGAAGCAGGUAACAAUGAGCACAAUAAUGAAGAAGCAAGUCCUAUUACUAAGAAAUGCAAUGGGCAAAAUGAAGAAGAUAGUUCAAUGCCCAAUAAUACAGAUCCAGACACAAGGAAUUAUCGUAGAUUGGAAGAACCAGAUUCUAAGAGUCAAUUGGAAGAAAACAACACAAGUGAGAUUGGGGAGAAAAAUGUUAGAAGGGAAGAGACUCAAAAUUUGGAUAUCAAUGCUUCAGAAUCCGCUGAUGAGCCUAUAAUAUCUGAUGUUGUGAAUGGACUAAAUGAAGGGGUGCAGGACAUGAAUGCAGAAUUAGUUGCAAAUGAGAGUCUCAUCAAUCGCCCACAGCUUUCUGGAAAGGAAACAUCAGAUGAUUGCACUAAUGUGCACACUGCUGAUAAUAUUCAAAGUAGUGCUAAAGAGGCUACAAGCAGCAGCUCAAAUAGUUCAGGAAACAAAACUACUCAGAUGUACCCAGAAAGUUCAUCAGAUGAAGACAGAGGAAGUCUAGGCACAAGUCCUGAAGUAUCUGAAGACGAGAAAGACACAAAGUGUAAUUCCGAUCCAGCUCCAGAUCAGUCAGUUUCCAUAAGGAACCAAACAAAGAAACCCAGUUGCAGUGAGUUAAAUGAGUUUGAUCUGGAUUUUUAA